Messenger RNA from Catharus ustulatus (Swainson's thrush), 4607 nucleotides. RefSeq lists its product as uncharacterized. Lineage: Eukaryota; Metazoa; Chordata; Aves; Passeriformes; Turdidae. The record is from RefSeq and is a predicted model, not a curated record. The coding region runs from base 374 to 1669 and encodes 431 amino acids. The transcript has 3 exons.
GCAGGAAGCGGGAGCGGUGCCGGCUGCGAGCAGGAGUGCUAAACCUGCCGGGACUGUAGCGCAGGUCCGGCACCUGCUCGGGGUCCUUUGCCUGGCAGCGCCCGCGAGAGAGGCGCGACAAAUUCGGGAUUUUAUUUCCACUCAAGAAAUAGGAGGAUGGUGAUCAGCUGUAGCAUUAUUUUUCGGUAGUGGGGUUGACCGCUUGACGGCAGGUCAGCCCUCACCCUUCCUCUUGCAGUAGUAUGAGGACAGAAUCAGAAAGGCAAACGUGGUAAAUCCUACGGAUUUUCUCUGAGAUGAAGACAGUUAAAAGACAUGGCAGCAUAAAGUACAAGAACAAAGAAAUUUACAUGCAUAUUUAGAUACAUACAAAAUGUUGUGUGCUGGGAAAAAAUCUUACUUUGCUGCUGCUGUGGGCAUUAUUAUUGUAACUUCAAUGCUCACAGCUUCUUAUCUGAGGUUACAGAGACUUUCUCUUCGCCCACAAAUAAUUCAAGAAGGUAGAAGAUGCAGAGGGAAAAUUGCCAAUAGCACAAUAACAGCAUUAAAAGGUAAUAAAACUUUUAUUAUAUCCCCAUACUUUGAUGAUAGAGAAAGCAAAGUCACUCGUCUGAUUGGGAUUGUUCACCAUGAAGAUGUAAAACAACUGUACUGCUGGUUCUGCUGUCAGCCCAAUGGAAAGAUAUAUGUAUCAAAAGCAAAAAUUGAUGUCCACUCAGAUAGAUUUGGAUUCCCUUAUGGUGCAGCAGAUAUAGUUUGUCUGGAACCUGAAAAUUGUGAUCCAACACAUGUAUCAAUUAAUCAGUUUCCACAUGGAAAUAUUGACCAGCUGCCAAGGUUUGAAAUUAAAAACCGCAAGGCUGAGACCUUUUCUGUUGACUUCACUGUGUGCAUUUCUGCCAUGUUUGGAAACUACAACAAUGUCUUGCAGUUUAUACAGAGUAUGGAAAUGUACAAGAUUCUUGGAGUACAGAAAGUGGUGAUCUAUAAGAACAACUGCAGCCAUCUGAUGGAGAAAGUCUUGAAGUUUUAUAUAGAAGAAGGAACUGUCGAGAUAAUUCCCUGGCCAAUAAACUCACACCUCAGGGUUUCUUCCGAAUGGCACUUCAUGCAAGAUGGAAUGCACAUUGGCUACUAUGGACAAAUCACAGCUCUAAAUGACUGUAUAUACCGUAACAUGGAAAGGAGCAAGUUUGUGGUCCUCAAUGAUGCCGAUGAAAUAAUUCUUCCCCUUAAACACCCAGACUGGAAAACAAUGAUGAACAGUCUUCAGGAACAAAACCCAGGGACUAGUGUUUUCCUCUUUGAGAACCAUAUCUUCCCAGAAACUGUAUCUUCUCACAUGUUCAACAUUUCAUCUUGGAAUACUGUGCCAGGUGUUAACAUAUUACAGCAUGUAUACAGAGAGCCUGACAGGAAAGAUGUAAUCAAUCCCAGGAAAAUGAUAGUUGAUCCACGAAAGGUGAUUCAGACUUCAGUCCAUUCUGUCCUACGUGCUUAUGGCAACAGUGUGAAUGUUCCUAUGGAUGUUGCCCUAAUUUACCACUGUCGGAAGGCCCUUCAAGGAGACCUUCCCAGACAAUCUCUCAUCAGGGACACAACACUGUGGAGAUAUAACUCAUCAUUAAUCAUGAAUGUUAACAAGGUGCUAUCUCAAACCAUGCUGUAACCUCAAAAGUGAAGCCUUGGUUAUAAGGAGUAAAAGUGGAGCGCUUACCUCUACGGUGGGAAGACAGGGGAUAUAAUUUAAAGAUCACAUGAAAUUGAUUUCCACAUGGAGUUUACACUUUGUUGUAAUUAUUAAGGGAAUCUAUAGCAAAGCCACAAAUCAUUUAAUGAUAUCAAGGGACAAUGCAGAUUGCAGUAUUUUUUCUGGGAAAUGUACAAUUUGUUCUCAGUUAAAACAAUAAUAAAAAUCAGUAUUUGUCAACUGAUUCAAAUAAUGCAAAAAGUUUUCAACCUAUGUACAAAAAGUACAAAUACAGUCAUUAAUAUUAAAGGUAGCAUUGCUUAAUUCUUUCAGUUUGUAUGUAAGUGGGUACCAAAUUUAUAUGCAUCAAUAUGAGUAAAAGGUAGACAAGUAACUGAGCACAAUCUUCCUUUCCAUUGUAAAAAAAUUAACCCUUAUGUUCUUGGAAAUAGUAUAUGUUAAAGAUGUGAUGGAUUGUAAUACUAAGCACAGCAGUUGGAGUUUUGCUGAUAAAAAAUGUCUUGUUCAUCUGGGCUUUAGAGACAUGUAUGUUUGAGAAGAGUGAUCGCACCUGUUCUGAAUUACUAAAGUGGUUAAGUGCUGAGUUGUGUUGGAAAGCUUUAAUAGAGGCAAGGGAUACAGAUUGAUCUCAAAGAAAAGGAUACUUUUGUGAACUGAAAAGAACCUGUUUUGAGGAGGUAAAAAUAGCGGCCAAACAACUUUUAUGAAAUGUAAUCAUUUGUUGGGGUUUUUUUCUGGUGUCUUGAAGCCUCAUAGGAAAAUGUUUCAUGAAAUUUAGACACAAGUUGGAUUUUAGUCCUUUAUGUGAUGGGUAAGUAGAAUUCUUGGUAGGUGUAAGGGUACAGAAGCUGCAUUUUUUCCAACCUCUAUGGAAAUAGUGUUAAGUAGUGACUUUUGCUGAAGGUCAGAUGGAAACGAAAGCAAACAUAAAAACCAUUUGCUCACUUCCAUUUCACAGUUUUACUUUCACAAUUUCAGUUGCUGUUUGGUAAGCUCCCAGAACUACUUGAAUUGCAUAUGUUGUGGCAAUAUAUUAGAACCUUCCUACUGAAGGCACAUCUGAAGGCAGCGAUAGCCUGACACUUUGGUGUCUGACAGAGAGAAGUGUGUGUGAGAGCAAGUAUUCUUUUUAAAAUUUCUACAUUAAUGUCAUGCUUUCAUUCCUUUAUCUACUUGCUGGUGACACAUACCUGUGCCCUUAGAGAGCUCAUUAGUGGAUUAGUAUUAUUAGCAGACGUUCAAAGGGAAUUUUGCUUCACAGUGACUGCAGCAUCUCCCAGUCUGUAUAAACAAAUUCACAGCUAUAUUAGUAUCUGAGAUGCCUGCUGCUGUCAGUCAUACAAUCUUGUGUGGUAGUAGGUCCACUUAGAAUUUCAGACUCAUUGUUUAGAAGAGGCAUCUGAAAGUCCAACUCCCUGCUUAUAGCAUGAUGUGCUCCGGACUUAGUCUAGGAAGGCUGGGCAGCCAGUUUCAGCCUUAAACUAACCUCGCUGUGGAGAAUUUCUCUUGUUACAAGAACCAUUUACCAUUUCUUGCUGCAAGAUGCCAAACUGAGUCUGACAUUGUUUUCUUUACAGCUUACUAGUUAGCUUGAGACAGUAACAGUGCCUCCCCAUCCCAUGCCCACUACCUUCCCUUUUCCCACCAUUCUUUCUGGAAGGCUCAGCUUGGGUCUCAGUUUCUCAGCCACCUUGUACUCCACCUCUGUGGGGACUCUGCAUGAUCAAGGUCACUAACAAAAAGUAGUUGACCAAGUUUUCCCGUUUUGCUGAUUUGGAAACAAGGACAUUUCUGGCACACCUCUAUUUAAUCUUUCAAAGUUAAUGCAGUGCUGUACAGGUGCCUCCUUCAGAAGAAGCUGAGUUACUGCACACAUCAUAAUGAUACUGUUAUGUUACUCCUGCAUUAGGAAUGAUGAGAACUGGGUUUAGAGACAAGUUAUUGAAAAUUUUCUUUUUCAUGGAAGCGUUCUUCACUUUGGAGUGAGACAACAAAAGCUCACUUUUGUAAGCUCAUUUAUGCCCACACAGUGCAGUCUGAAUUGAGAGUUGCGAAUUUGGCUUCCAGUUGAAAAAAUCCUUGAGUACAGACAACAUUUUUCAAAGUAAAUUGGUGUGAGUAAAGGUGGAAAAACUGUGUGCUUAAGAGUCUGGCCCUGUAUUUAAGAGACUGCUCUACUGCGACUUUAUGCAACUCCUAUGGCAUCACUCAAAUACUGAUUCUUGCAUAUGAAAACUCCCCCUCACUGGUGUAAUUCAUACCACAUACAUUUGGGAAUCUUGGCCUUCAUUCAGUAUUAAGUAUAAAAUCAGGUCUCCUUGAAUAGUGGGAAGAAAAAAUCACCAAAAAAAAAUUGACAUUGAGGUGAGAGGGAGGAAGGAAGGAAGACCAAUCUAAAGCAUUUCUAAAGCAUGUGAUAUUGUAGAUAGAACUUUUGAGUACGUGUCAAAUAGCACAAAAAUACAUGGACAAGUAUUUGUUAAAGGACUCAUUUGAUUCUUCUGUUUCAAAGGCUAAGUAUUUAAAGCUAUCAUAUGGAAAAAGAUUUUGAAGAGAAAGAUUCUGGAGAGAAAAAGGGUUUGCUAUUUUCUCUUUUUUUGUUAAGCAGCCAUGCACUGUAACCAGUAUUUGCUGUUACAUGUACAAAAGCCUACCUUCACCUUCUGUUUCAGCAACAAAAAAUAGGUCAGAAGUCAGCUCAAGCACAACUUAAUUUCAGACUUGAUAGCAGAUUUGAAUAGUUUAAACAUUACAAGCUAUACUUCAGAGCCCAAAUAGGUAUAUUUAAACAUGAAUGUAGACAAAAACUUGUGGUGAAUACUGCUAGCAUGCUGCAUUGCAUUAUGUCCAAAACAACCCAUUCCCAAAUGCCGAAAUAAAAGUAAAUGAUUGUGCA